UGCGUGGUGGUCCAGUUCGCAGUCAGCCACUGAAUCGCGUUGGCAGGUCUGGCGGAUCUGGCGGAUUUGGCGCUGGUCUAGGCUGGUCUGGUGGUGGUGGUAUGGUGGUGGUACCUACGGCUACGUGCUAGGUAUGUACCUGCUACCUGGUGCCCGCUGCUACCUGUCCCUGGGAUAACUCUACCGCCGAAGAUCGAAGAACGGCUCCGCAGUCUCCCCGACUUGGCCGCUGAGUGCGAAUUAGAAAACAAAGAAAUAGUAUUAACGAUGUGCGCCAAGGAUGACGAAGGAUUCGGAGAAAAAAUAACAUCGAUUCGAUAACCGAAAUCCGCAUAGUGUAUCGAACUUGUUGAGUAACACGAGAGAAGCGCGAAUAGCCGAAUCUCCAUCCUUGUAUACUUCAACUUUUGGGCGAAUCAUUCACUCGAGGGACAGCGCGAAAAAACUGCGGGGGCAUUCGGGGUGGAUGCGUGACUCGAAUAUCCGACUGUCGUAUCACUCGGCAAGCUGCGACCCCCGUCGUCUAAUCGUCGUCCAUAUAAAUUACCACGAAAAUAAUGGAAUAGUAAGGAGAGGAGAGGCGCGCACCGACGAGGAAUAGAAAGGUGAGAGCGAGAGAAGAGAGAAUCCGGGGACUUGGGGGAGGUUCUUCGGGGCUGCUCGAGGAGUGGCACUUUACGUUCUAGACUCCGGAGGAAGUAAAAAAGCUAAUGAAAAAUUCGCGAAAACUAUUCGCCGGGAGAUGCGCCUGAUGUCGCUGAAACAUAGUUCAAUUUUUCUGAUUACUUGGGAAUAAGCGGCAACGGUCGGAUAAUUCGGGGUGUACCGGGAGAAUCCCCGAAACCGAUACCGAGGUGUUCACCGUUCGUACACGCAGUCCGCGCGGAGGGAAAGAAAAACGAGAAAACGAGAAAACGAAGAAACUCAGGACGCCGCAUUGUCUACGAAAGUACGAGUGUACCGCACGACUUUCGGCCGGAAGAGGAUUCCUCCGCGUCCAUGUUCACGACUCCCCUCUCAAUGUCCCUCGUCUUCGACCAUCGGCGAUAGAGUUUUCCACCUCGGAUCGUCCAAAAGUGACAGACGAGCGUCUCGGCCUCCUCAUUUCGAAAAAAACCCCUCGUCUCCCGAGUAGUUCCAUAGAAAGAUUUCCUCCAUCCUGCGAGGAAAAAAAAACAAAAACGAGGGAGGAAUCGCGAUUUUUGAGAUUCAACGCCGGCAGCUGGGAUAAUUUCUACGUGUCGAAAGUUUACGUCGUUUCAUUUAUCCCCCUCCCCCUCCCCCCCCCCGAUGAAUGUGCGGUGGUUUUGUCGAAAUCAGGGGCGUCGUCGCAGUUCACGUGACGAAGGACCGGUACGAGCUAACGUGUUGCACGUCAGCUACCGGAGCAUUGUGAUUUUCAAUAAUCCGCACGAAUCUCGGCAGAGCGUUACUCUCGUUUGAAUGGUAGUCGACGUUCGAAAUUUCGAUGCUGCGUUUCGAAUGUGUUCUUUUCGCGGUCAGCUUCGCCUAAAAUCCAAUAAAAUUAACGCCAGCUCCCCCCUUCGACCCUAUUCUCCCGAUCUAUGCGAUCCGUGCACGUACAACCGUGCACCGCAUGCCGCAAAAGUGCAAACUUAAGUGUCGCCUGUGGUCAGAGAGUACGGAUGAUGAAGAGCCAGAGGGAGAAGGCGAAAGAAAUGCUGGGCUCGUCGUGAGCUCCGUCGUGCGACAGUAGACGACAAAGGACCGAUAAACCACUCACUCACUCACUCACUCACUAUUCUGAUCCUUCUUACCUAAUUCUUUGAUCUUCUUGCAACUAACUCGAGUAAUCGUUCGGGUUACAGGGGAUCGCUGAAAUUGCGGGGAAACACCAACGCUACUGAAUUGCCGGGGAGACACACCAGCGUUGGUCAUCGUGAGGUUUGAGUGAGAGAAAGUUGGAAGAAAGAAGUAAAGGGGAAAUAGCGAGCGACGCACCUGAAUAAAUCAAACGCAUAGAUAAAUAUAGGUAUAGAUGUAUAAAUAAAUGUACAUAAAUAAACAAUUGGAUAAAUGAAUAGUUUAACGAAUGAAUAAUUAAAAAAAAAAAAAAAAUAAAUAAAGAAAAAUUAAUAAUUGAUAAACGAAUGGUUAAAUGAGUAAAUAAACGAAUGAAUAAAUGAACAAACUAAAUAAUGGAGAAACGAGUAAACGAACGAAAAUGCAAGCCAUUGAGAUUAAGUAAAUCGAUGAAUAACUAAUCAAUCAUAGUAAAUAAAUGAAUAACGAAUGAAUUAAAGAAAUGAAUAAAUGAGAAAUGAAUGAAUAAAAACUAACGAUAAUAGAUGAAUGAAUAAAGAAAAAGUACGUAAAACACGUAUAAAUAUAUCAUUGGGUGAGACGGCGAGUAAAAUUUUUUAAUCGCUGUGGUUAUGACGGCCAAGUCGGGGGGUCCGGAAGCUGAGGAUGCGAGAAAUUAGCCCCGUGCUUUAGCGAGGGGCCAGGAUCGUCAAUUCGGAACCAUCCAUCGUGUAUCAAUGGGAGUUUCGCGUAUUUCGUUCGCCGGUGAUCAUGUUAUAGUGAUCGCUACUCUGCCGGUGGUGAACUUGUCCAUCAUUUUAUCAACGAGUGCCCGUGAGGUGUGAAGGUAAUUGUCAGUGGUGCGGGAUUAGUCAACAUGUUGUCGUGGUCGGUCGCACCGACGACAUCUUCGCGAUGCUGGAUCCGGGAGCUGAGUCCGCUGCUGAGGCAAUCAUGGAUGAUGAUCGGCUGCCUUCAACUCGUCUUCCUGCUGGGCAUCCUUCCCCAAGAGGGGCUCGGCGGUUAUCACGAGAAACGGCUGUUGAAUCAUCUCCUGGCGAAUUACAACACCCUCGAACGUCCGGUAGCGAACGAGAGCGAACCACUGGAGGUCAAGUUUGGUCUCACCUUACAGCAGAUCAUUGACGUGGACGAAAAGAACCAAAUACUGACUACGAACGCAUGGUUGAACUUGGAGUGGACCGACUACAAUCUGCAAUGGAACGAAACGGAAUACGGCGGCGUAAGGGACCUGAGAAUCACACCUAACAAACUCUGGAAACCGGAUGUUCUCAUGUACAACAGCGCGGUUGAGGGUUUCGACGGGACAUACCACACAAACGUGGUGGUCAAGCAUAACGGCAGUUGCCUGUACGUUCCUCCGGGCAUCUUCAAGAGCACAUGCAAGAUAGACAUCACUUGGUUCCCCUUUGACGACCAACACUGUGACAUGAAGUUCGGAUCCUGGACCUACGACGGGAACCAGCUCGACCUGGUACUCAACUCAGAGGAGGGCGGCGACUUGUCCGAUUUCAUCACGAACGGCGAAUGGUACCUGAUCGGUAUGCCGGGGAAGAAGAACACGAUAGUGUAUCAGUGUUGCCCGGAGCCCUACUUCGACGUCACCUUUACCAUUCAGAUACGAAGGCGUACCCUGUACUACUUCUUCAACCUAAUCGUACCCUGCGUUCUUAUAUCGAGCAUGGCUCUACUGGGAUUCACGUUACCGCCGGAUUCCGGCGAGAAGCUCACCCUAGGAGUUACUAUUCUGCUGUCGCUGACGGUAUUCCUGAACCUCGUGGCCGAAAGUAUGCCCACGACCUCCGACGCCGUUCCUUUAAUAGGAGUGACCAUCUUGCUAUCGCUGACGGUGUUCCUGAAUCUCGUCGCCGAGACCCUGCCGCAGGUUUCCGACGCGAUACCCCUGUUAGGGACGUACUUCAACUGCAUCAUGUUCAUGGUGGCCAGCAGUGUCGUACUUACCGUGGUUGUCCUAAACUACCAUCAUAGGACGGCGGAUAUUCACGAGAUGCCUCAAUGGAUAAAAACAGUGCUCCUGCAGUGGCUCCCGUGGAUACUGGGUAUGAGUCGGCCGGGUAAAAAAAUCACGAGGAAGACGAUCCUGAUGAGCAAUAGGAUGAAGGAAUUGGAACUUCAGGAAAGAAGCAGCAAAAGUCUUCUAGCGAACGUCCUAGACAUCGAUGACGACUUCAGGCACGGAAAUAGCGCCGCGGCGAAUCCUUCAGCUGGAUACAUACGGAGCCAUUUUGGUAGCAGAUCCGCGUACGGUACUCCUCUAUCCGGACGGCCGGCGACGGUCGAGGAAACGUCGGCGUCGCUGCCGCUGAGUGGUACGAGAAGAGAGCUCCAAACGAUCUUGAAGGAACUCCAGUUUAUAACGAAUCGUAUGAAGAAGGCCGACGAGGAAGCCGAACUCAUUAGCGACUGGAAAUUCGCCGCGAUGGUCGUUGACAGGUUUUGUCUGAUCAUCUUCACGAUGUUCACCGUAAUCGCAACCGUCGCAGUGCUUUUAUCGGCGCCGCACAUCAUAGUUCAGUAGUAGAAUGCCCAAGCCCAGCCGCAAAAUGACACAGCGGACGAAUCAGUCGUCGUCACCUCGUCCUGGUUGUAGGUUGGCAAACAGGUCCUGCAGACUAUGCGGAGAGGGGCGAAAAUUUGCUGAUACCGUUCGCGUUGGGAGGUGCGCAACCUUGUACUCUGGUAGCCUUGCCUGAAAUUAUCCAGCAAAUAUACACCUGUCGCGGUGUGUCGUAAAAAUCAAAGGAAGCAAAAUACAUACCGAAAAUCGGUCACUGCGCGUCCUAUAUGAUUAAACUACAAAGCAACAAAGUUGUUCACGCACUUUCACUUAUACCUAUAAAAUAUACUCUUCUGUAUGCCUGUGAAUAAUUAUAUAAGAAUUGACGAGAAAAAAAAUUGUACCGUAAAAAUUCGACUUUGAGAAAUGCGUACAUACCACCACACGAAACACCUGCUCACAAUUUUUGGGUAUCAUCUUUCGCCGCAGACUUAGCAUGACGUAUCUAUAUCAUAAAAUAUCCGGCAUUCGUCGUGCGACCGCGUGUCCACGCUGCACCGCGACGAAUACUCGAAGGCGGAUAA
Molecule: messenger RNA, 4887 nt
Organism: Athalia rosae (coleseed sawfly)
Lineage: Eukaryota; Metazoa; Arthropoda; Insecta; Hymenoptera; Athaliidae
Gene: nAChRalpha6
Product: neuronal acetylcholine receptor subunit alpha-7
Exons: 14
Coding region: 2642-4324 (560 amino acids)
Biological process (GO): monoatomic ion transmembrane transport; signal transduction; nervous system process
Cellular component (GO): synapse; neuron projection; postsynaptic membrane
Molecular function (GO): acetylcholine-gated monoatomic cation-selective channel activity; transmembrane signaling receptor activity
Source: RefSeq, a predicted model, not a curated record